This is a messenger RNA of Girardinichthys multiradiatus, 2797 nucleotides long. RefSeq names its product purinergic receptor P2X, ligand-gated ion channel, 2 (gene p2rx2). Gene Ontology annotation, biological process: monoatomic cation transmembrane transport; response to ATP. Gene Ontology annotation, molecular function: purinergic nucleotide receptor activity; extracellularly ATP-gated monoatomic cation channel activity; ATP binding. Lineage: Eukaryota; Metazoa; Chordata; Actinopteri; Cyprinodontiformes; Goodeidae. Gene Ontology annotation, cellular component: plasma membrane; nuclear inner membrane. The record is from RefSeq and is a predicted model, not a curated record. The coding region runs from base 98 to 1351 and encodes 417 amino acids. The transcript is spliced from 12 exons.
GCAGAAACAGAGCAGCAUCAGAUAAAGAGAAAGAUAAAUAAUGUAGAGUAGUAGAGGAAACAUCAUUCAAAAACCAGCCUUAAGCUCAUCUCUGGAAAUGAGUGAAGGAUUAUAUACAGUUAUCAGUGGGGUCCGUGACUUCCUAAAGGAGUACUUUCAAGGUUUCUGGGACUAUGAGACUCCUAAGAUGAUGGUGAUCAAGAACAGACCUCUUGGAGUCAUUUACAGAGCUGUUCAGUUUCUGGUGAUCACCUAUUUCAUCUGGUAUGUUUUUAUAAGUCAAAAAGCAUACCAGGAGAGCGAGACCCAUCCAGAAAGCUCUGUUUACACUCGUAUGAAGGGCAAAGCAGUGCACGGGGAUGACGUCCUGGAUAAUGUGGAGUACUCUCAUCCCCCGGAGGGAGUUGAUGUCAUCAGCACAAUAUUGAGAAGAGAAUUCACUUAUGAUCAGAGGCAAGGUACCUGCCCUGAGCAUUUCAGUGUAGACAACGCCAACUGUACUUCGGACUCUGACUGUUUUCCAGGCUUACCAAACUUUGAUAGUCAUGGUAUUAGGACUGGCAGAUGUGUUCAGUACCACAACUACACUUUCAAAACGUGUGAAAUCAUGGCUUGGUGUCCUAUUGAACAGUAUGCUGUAGUCCGAGAAUCACCCUUAGUGGAGGCUAUUAAUUUCACACUGUUCAUCAGGAACUCCAUCCACUUCCCCAAAUUUAAAGUGUUUAGGGUAAAUGUUGAUAGUCCCCCAGGGAUGAAAACUAAAAAAUACCUCAAGAAGUGUCAUUAUCAUGAGGAGAAAGCGCCUUACUGCCCAAUCUUCCGCUUGGGUUACAUUGCGAAUCAAGCAAGGGAGAAUUUCACCGAGCUCUGCAGGACUGGGGGAGUGAUCGGCGUUUUCAUCAACUGGGAUUGUAACCUCGAUCUGGAUCCUUCACACUGCAAACCUAUUUAUACAUUUCGUCGUCUUGACCCACGAAAGGAUCUGGCCGACUCUGGUUACUACUACAGGUUUGCCAAGUAUUAUGAUAAGAAUGGUGUGGAGUCUCGGACCCUCAUCAAGGCUUAUGGCAUCCGUCUAGACAUCAUAGUUCACGGACAGGCUGGAAAAUUUAGUGUCAUUCCAACCAUCAUCAGCACAGUGACAGCUCUGACCUCCGUUGGGAUUUGCAGUAUUAUCUGUGACUGGAUCAUGCUUACAUUUAUCGACAAGAAUGAAGUCUACAGGGAGAGAAAGUUUGAUGAAGUGAGUAAAAAGGUGAAGGAACCCACAGACACAAUUCACACUGAGUUCAGUUUCAUCAGGAGCUUUGGUUCAAACCAUUCAGACCUGUCCGACGGCGUUCCGCUCUGAUGACUCCGAGUUGCUUAAACUCUCCUCCUCCAACCUGAUGAGGACAACAGCAGCAUUUCAGUUUAGGAUCUAAAGUGUCUACAGAAGUCCAGAGUUGGUGUCACAAAACACUACUACAAAAGUAAUCACAGCCCCUGAAACUUUUUCACAUUUUGUCACAUUAUAACCAAAAACUUCUGUAUAUUUUAGUAGGAUUUUAUGGAUAACCAAACACGCGGUAUUGCAUAAAGGUGAAGUGGAAUGAAAAUAAUACAUACUUUCCUUUUACUUCUCACAAAUAAAUUGUCAUGCAUAUACAUUCUGUCACCCUGAGUUAAUACUUUGCAACUCUACCAGCUUUGGACAGUUAGAGAUUGAACUUUUUGACCAUAGAACAUCAAAUUUCAAGCCUUGGCACAGAUUCUAAAUUGGAUUUAGGUCUGUACUUUAAAUGGUCCAUUGUAAUAUAGGAACAGUUUUUGUUCUAAACCUCUCCAUUGUGUCUCUGGGUGUGUGCUCAUGGUCGUCGUCCUGUAGGAAGGAGACCCUCUGCCACAGUUUCUAAGUCUUUAAAGCCUCUAACAGAUUUUCUCCUGUGUUUAGCUCCAUCCACCUUCCCCUCAACAUAGGCCAGCUCCACUGUACCUGCUGAAAAAAAGCAUGAUGCUGCCGACAGUAAUGUUUCAACAGUGAGGAUAGUAUGUUCAGGGUGAGGUGUGGCGAUAGUUUCCCUCCACGCACAGCAUUUUACCGUAAAAGUUCACUUUUAGCCUUAUCUGACCAGAGCACCUUCUGCUCCCUGUUUGCUGUAUCUACUGCAUGGCUAGUGGAAAACCUUGGAUUGCCAUUACAUUUUGGAUGGAUCGAACAGUGCUCCAUAAGAUAUACAAAGCUUGGAGUAAUGUUUUUGAACUCUAACCCUGCUUUAACAUUGUCCACAACCCUCCUCCUGAUUUGUCUGCUGUGUUUCUUGGUCUUCAUGAUUAAAUACCAGGUAUCAUUUUCCUUCCACUUCACAAUUACUCACUAUUUUGUGUUGGUCUUUUACAUUAAAUCACAAUAAAAGUAAAUUUUAUGUGACAAACACAGAAAAAGUUUGAAAUGUAAGAAAACCUUUGCACGGAACAGUGUUAAUGGGAAUGAACCGAGGAAUGAGGACCACAUGCUGAUGAUCUGACGUUCUCACGUGUUGUUCUCAGUAAAACAGUUUUUGCACAGCAAAACAGGUUUUGUGCAUAGAUUGUUUCAAGCCUUAAUGGGCUUUCAUCUGUUCGCCACCAGAAUGAAACCUGUCUUCCUUUACCUUCAGAAAACAUGUAUAUUCACAUGUAGAGAAUUUUCUUACAAUAAUUAUAGCACUUUCAAAGCAGAAAAAUAUGGUAGAAGCGAUUUAAAAACCAUGAAAACUGUUCCCUUGUAUCUCAAACAUUCAGCCCAAUAAUUAAUAAAUAUCCUUUUUAAAACUCA